AUGGCUAACCACACGGGGAUAAGCGCCACCGAACUCGCGGGCUCGGUGGGGUUGAUCCUGGCGGUUCUCGUAGAGGUGGGGGCCGUGCUGGGCAACGGCACGCUGCUCGUGGUGGUGCUGCGCACGCCCGGGCUGCAAGAUGCCUUCUAUCUGGCGCACCUGUGCGUUGUGGACCUGCUGGCAGCCGCCUCCAUCAUGCCCAUGGGCCUGCUGGCCGGGCCGCCGGGGCUGGGUAGUGUGCCCCUGGACCCCUCAUCGUGCCGGGCGGCACGCUUCCUCUCGGCGGCUCUGCUCCCCGCCUGCACUCUCGGCGUGGCCGCGCUCGGCCUGGCGCGCUACCGUCUCAUAGUGCAUCCUCUGCGGCCAGGCGCGCGCCCGGCGCCGGCGCUGGUGCUCACCGCGGUGUGGGCGGCGGCAGCGCUCCUGGGUGCGCUCUCCUUACUCGGGCCACCGCCCGCGCCACCUCCGGCUCCGGCUCGCUGUUCCGUUCUGGCCGGGGGGCUCGGACCCUUCCGGCCGCUCUGGGCGCUGUUGGCCUUCGCGCUGCCCGCCCUCCUGCUGCUGGCCGCCUACGGUAGCAUCUUCCUGGUGGCGCGGCGCGCCGCUCUCCGGCCCCCACGAGGGACCCGGCUCCGCUCCGACUCUCUGGACAGCCGCCUCUCCUUCUUGCCAUCCCUCCGGCCACGUCUACCCGGGGGCAAGGCGGCCCUGGCCCCAGCCCUGGCCGUGGGCCAGUUUGCAGCCUGCUGGCUGCCUUAUGGCUGCGCGUGCUUGGCGCCUGCGGCGCGCGCUGCAGCAGCCGAGGCGGCUGUCACCUGGGUAGCCUACUCCGCCUUUGCGGCUCACCCCUUCCUCUAUGGCCUGCUGCAGCGCCCGGUGCGCUUGGCGCUGGGCCGCCUCACUCGCCAGGCACUGCCUCGGCUCCCUAAAGUCUGCAUGCAGCAGGCCUGGAACCCACGGACACUCCUUCAGCGCCUCCAGAGACUUCACAAGGACCCUGCCCUAGGCCCUUCCGAGGGACCAGAACAGACCCCAGAAUUGGCAGGACAGAGCUCGAAUGUGUCAAGAGGCCACCUGAGAGAUUUCUCCUGAGCUGGAGAAAGGAAGGUGGGAUCAGAGGGGCACAUCUA
Messenger RNA from Phodopus roborovskii (desert hamster), 1130 nucleotides. It is a transcript of the gene Gpr62, whose product is annotated as G protein-coupled receptor 62. NCBI's taxonomy places the organism in Eukaryota, Metazoa, Chordata, Mammalia, Rodentia, Cricetidae. Gene Ontology annotation, biological process: G protein-coupled receptor signaling pathway. Bases 1 to 1092 code for a protein of 363 amino acids. The transcript has a single exon. The record is from RefSeq and is a predicted model, not a curated record. Gene Ontology annotation, cellular component: endosome; signaling receptor complex; plasma membrane. Gene Ontology annotation, molecular function: G protein-coupled receptor activity.